This is a messenger RNA of Cuscuta europaea, 1202 nucleotides long. The record is from the annotation of a GenBank genome assembly. NCBI's taxonomy places the organism in Eukaryota, Viridiplantae, Streptophyta, Magnoliopsida, Solanales, Convolvulaceae.
UUAUAAUCCAAUAUACUGAGUAGAAAGGGUUGUGUUAAAUAUUUAUUGAAUGAAUCGGGAUGGAAUAAAUUGAGUAGGCAUGCUCAGGAAUUUAAAAUGGGAUAAGGAACAAACAUUCCCAACAAAUCUUCCUUAUUACUCCCGAUUAUUAUAUAAUUCAUCAUCUCCGUGUUGGUAUUGGUAUUGUUAUUAUUAUUCGUAAAGUCAUCAAUAUUCUCUUGGUUGGGAGCCAGCAUAUAAUAAUAAUCUCAAAAGAAAGAAGAAAACAAGAAAGCGGUGAAGCUCCCUAAUCAUUUUCUCGCAUCUACUUUUAUAUAUACAUAUACUAUUGAUAUUGAUUGUUUGGGUAUUCAUAAUUAUAUAUUCACGCGCACAGGCUGUUGUUGCAUUUUGCCCUAUUUUUCUGAACUGCUAUUUGGCUUCUUAAAAAUCAUCACAUUUGAGCGGAUAUCUUUGAUUAACAGGUUAGUUUGCGCCAUGGCUUCGAAACGGAUCCUGAAGGAGCUCAAGGAUCUGCAGAAAGAUCCUCCUUCCUCCUGCAGCGCUGGACCCGUUGGUGAAGACAUGUUUCAUUGGCAAGCCACCAUAAUGGGUCCCCCAGACAGUCCUUAUGCAGGGGGGGUUUUUCUAGUUACUAUUCAUUUUCCUCCUGAUUAUCCCUUCAAACCUCCGAAGGUGGCUUUUAGGACAAAAGUUUUUCAUCCUAAUAUCAAUAGCAAUGGUAGCAUCUGCCUUGACAUCCUGAAAGAGCAGUGGAGCCCUGCCUUGACAAUCUCCAAGGUGUUGCUUUCAAUUUGUUCACUUUUAACUGAUCCAAACCCUGAUGAUCCCUUGGUCCCGGAGAUCGCUCAUAUGUACAAGACAGACAGGGCCAAGUAUGAAACAACUGCCAGGAGCUGGACCCAGAAGUAUGCAAUGGGUUAACUUGACUAUUGGCUGCUUGCAUUUGUGCUGAAAUUUGUCCUGUCAAGACUGUAGAAACAUUAUUACCUUCAAAUGAAAAUGUUGCAUUAAACUUCUUUUAUUUAUACUAUUUUAUUGGUGGAAAACUGAAAAUGUUUGUUUAUGUGGAGUAAUUAUUGACUCUUUAUGUAUAUACGGAGUAUGAUUUAGACCCUCUAUCAUAGCCUAAUGAUUGCUUCGUGGUAUGGUUCUAUCUCUGUUCGCCUACGUGAUUAGCGACGUGAGCGUCCUGAUUUUAG